Messenger RNA from Paramacrobiotus metropolitanus, 1405 nucleotides. Its product is annotated as troponin I 4-like. The transcript is spliced from 8 exons. NCBI's taxonomy places the organism in Eukaryota, Metazoa, Tardigrada, Eutardigrada, Parachela, Macrobiotidae. The coding region runs from base 374 to 1054 and encodes 226 amino acids. Gene Ontology annotation, cellular component: troponin complex. Gene Ontology annotation, biological process: muscle contraction. The record is from RefSeq and is a predicted model, not a curated record.
GUUGUAUAUGGCGUCUGCAUCUCCGCUUGCUAUAAGCGGUUUUUUUCUUGUAGGCGCGUUUACAGAGUUUAUAGGCCGCUGUUGGUGCUGUGCAGCAUCAUCAAGAUUCUGCGUAAUCAGAUCGCAAACACAGCGCAGAUAGGGAGCAAAAGUGGUCACCACCAUCAUCCGAAACAUCCUCGCCCACUUCGUGUCGUGUGUGCAGUGUGCUUCCGCUUUAAACGGACAUCUUGGCUAAUUUGGGCGGCUGGAGGAUCCACAGCAUAACAGCGCAACGUAUUGUUCAUUACAAGGAUAUACUUGGGAAUAACCACGUAGAUCCGCCUUUCCAGUUGUAUUUGCUGUUUAUUCGGUAGGCCUACCAGCUAUCAAGAUGUCGGACGACCGCGAUGCCCGGAGGUCGGCUCGGGACGCUCGCCGAGGCCAAGCGUCCCAAGAGGAGACCGAAGAUGAAGCCCGUGCCAAACGCGAAGAGAAGGAGCGUAAGAAAGCCGAAGUGCGGAAGCGUUUGGAGGAGGCGUCGAAGGCCAAGAAGGGCGUCAAGAAAGGCUUCUUGAAUCCCGAACGCAAGCGCAAGCUCAGAACUCUUUUGAUGAAAAAAGCCGCUGAUGAUAUGAAAGCCGAACAAGAGCGCAAAGCACAGGAACGUCGUCGUAUUCUCGAAGAGCGCAUCGGUGCCGAUCAGCAUAACGGUGUGGAUUCGGAGUCACACCUCAAAGAAGUAUGCAAGAAAUAUCACGAUCGCAUUCGCGAACUGGAGGAGACACGAUAUGACCUGGAAGUCAAAGUUCGCGCUAAGGAUUACGAACUGAACGAGUUGACUAUCCAAGUCAACGAUUUACGAGGCAAAUUCGUUAAACCCACGCUGAAGAAAGUGGCCAAAUACGAAACCAAGUUUUCCAAAAUGGAAAAGAAAGGCGAAGCCGGCGCAGUGGAUUUCAGAAGCAAUCUCAAAUCUACGGGUAUCAACAAGUUUGCACUGGAGGAGGAAACUAAAGAUAAAACCAAACCGGAAUGGGCUGCCAAGAAGGAGGAGGAAGCUGUGGAAGCUUAGAUCAUCCGCUUUUUGCGACAGCGCGCUGUGUAUUUUUUGGGAAUAUGCAAAAAAAACUGUCGAAUUGUGGCGAAACCGCUUGUCAUAUUUGUACGGAGAACGUUAAAUGCGUAACGGAGCCUUCUACUAUGAUAACCAUAAUUUCCCAGCAGCUUCAGUCGUUUACUUUUUAUGUUAUCUGUCCAAUGGUGAAAUGCGGUUAACCUGUAGCAUCAGCGCUAUUUUAUUACUUAUCACUUUAUUGAUACUGAUGGUGUAUCGUUCUGCUGAGUAUCAAGCAUUCGUUCAGUUUUCCAUUCGAAACCGUAAUAAUGCAUAAAACAUUGGCACUUCUACCUGUCCACAAAGGUG